CCCCUUUUUAAACCAUCUAUAAAUAUUCCCCAUUGUUCUCCAUUCCUCAUAAGAAGAUUUUCUUUGGGUCACCAAGAAAUAUAAAAAGCUAAUUAAGCUUUUUUUUCUUUGCCUAAAGUCUCCCAUUAGUUAACCCUCAUUCUUCUAAUUCUCUUUUUAAGCUUUGAUAAAAUGAAUUAUUCUACGUUUGGCUUCAUCAUUCUCCUUCUUCUGCCUAUCUCUUUCCAAAUAACAUUAGGGGACUCGAGAACGAGAGACAGCAACAUGAUAGAGUGCAAGAGUUUAGAGAAAAACAAGUGUGCAUUUGCGGUUUCAUGGUCCGGAAAAAGGUGUGUCCUUGAAAAGUCAGUGAAACGCAGCGGAGAAGAAGCAUUCACAUGUCGGACGUCCGAGAUCGAGGCCGACCGAUUACAAAACAUUGUUGAAACAGAGGAGUGUGUCAAAGGUUGUGGACUCGACAGGAACACUCUCGGCAUCUCAUCUGACUCCCUUCUAGACACUAGCUUCACUCGCAAACUUUGUUCCUCUCGUUGUUACAACCAUUGUGCCAAUGUUGUCGACCUCUUCUUCAACCUGGCCGCUGGAGAAGGUGUUUUUCUUCCAAAGUUGUGUGAAGUUCAAGGAGGAAAUGUGAGAAGAGGAAUGUCGGAGAUUAGAAGCUCAGGGAUUGUCGCACCGGGACCAAUUCAACCAGUUUCUUUGUCUAUUGCGCCGGCAGUUGCACCAAGACCGAUUCACGCGAUCUCUUUAUCAGCUGCUCCAGCAAUGGCUCCGACGAUGAAUGGAGCUUAAUCAUCUUUACAUGGAGGAAGAAAAGAAAGAAAGAAAAGAAAGAUCAUAAUUAAUAUUAGAGAGUUUUAAUUUUGAUGUUAUAGAAGAUAUGAAUUUCUACAUUGUAGUAUAGUGUUAAGAGUGUGUGAUAGAUAGAGUGUGGAAUAAUUGGGCUAAAGAGCUACUGUGGUUUGUUGGUGUGGUGGAGGCUCUCUCCAUUUCCUUAUACUAUAAUGCAAUGAGAUUUAGAUGUAUCGUAUGAAAUAAAAAUUAAGUUUAAUUUUA
This is a messenger RNA of Cucumis melo (muskmelon), 1056 nucleotides long. RefSeq lists its product as uncharacterized. The transcript has 3 exons. Bases 172 to 792 code for a protein of 206 amino acids. NCBI's taxonomy places the organism in Eukaryota, Viridiplantae, Streptophyta, Magnoliopsida, Cucurbitales, Cucurbitaceae. The record is from RefSeq and is a predicted model, not a curated record.